AUGUCCUUCACUUUCGCCUCGCCAACGCAGGUGUUCUUCAGCGGUGCCCACGUCCGCCAGGUGGAUGUGCCCACGCAGACGGGAGCCUUUGGCAUCCUGGCGAACCAUGUGCCCACGCUGCAGGUCCUGCGGCCGGGGCUUGUUGUCGUCCACGCGGAGGAUGGCACCACCACCAAGUACUUUGUGAGCAGUGGGUCUGUCACGGUGAACGCUGACUCUUCCGUGCAGUUACUGGCUGAGGAGGCUGUGACACUGGACAUGCUGGACUUAGGGGCAGCCAAGGCAAACUUGGAGAAGGCGCAGGCGGAGCUGUCAGGGGCAGCAGACGAGGCCCAGCGGGCAGAGAUCCAGAUCCGCAUCGAGGCCGGCGAGGCCCUGGUCAAGGCCCUGGAGUAGUGACGCCGAGACCCUGCCUUCGUGACCACCACCGCAGGACAAGCGUCCCCACCCAUGCCCCCAUUAAAGACCAAG
Trichechus manatus latirostris (Florida manatee) is the source of this 471-nucleotide messenger RNA. RefSeq names its product ATP synthase F1 subunit delta (gene ATP5F1D). The transcript has 5 exons. Lineage: Eukaryota; Metazoa; Chordata; Mammalia; Sirenia; Trichechidae. Bases 1 to 396 code for a protein of 131 amino acids. The record is from RefSeq and is a predicted model, not a curated record. Gene Ontology annotation, molecular function: proton-transporting ATP synthase activity, rotational mechanism. Gene Ontology annotation, biological process: proton motive force-driven ATP synthesis.